AUGCCGCAGGGGAAGGACCCCUGGGCCAAGACGACCGUGCGGGAGAGCAGCAACGAAUGGUACGAGACCCCCGUGCAGGUCGCUCAGACGUUUGUGGACUGCGGUAUCUACGCGAUCCCGGGGGUCGUGGGAGGGAUCGCCAUCGUUGACAGCAUGGUUGCCGACCCCGAGAACGAGCCGGAAGGGGUGCCUCACUACUACGGCAUGCAGACCAACUACGUGUAA
This is a messenger RNA of Guillardia theta CCMP2712, 225 nucleotides long. RefSeq lists its product as hypothetical. NCBI's taxonomy places the organism in Eukaryota, Cryptophyceae, Pyrenomonadales, Geminigeraceae. The transcript is spliced from 3 exons. The record is from RefSeq and is a predicted model, not a curated record. Bases 1 to 225 code for a protein of 74 amino acids.